Prosopis cineraria is the source of this 2784-nucleotide messenger RNA. Its product is annotated as 2-oxoglutarate-dependent dioxygenase 19-like. The record is from RefSeq and is a predicted model, not a curated record. NCBI's taxonomy places the organism in Eukaryota, Viridiplantae, Streptophyta, Magnoliopsida, Fabales, Fabaceae. Bases 1140 to 1655 code for a protein of 171 amino acids. The transcript has 4 exons.
AGAAUAUUCUUUUGGCAACUUGUAGAGAUUUCAGGAAGUCUAACCCAUAGGAGAGACUUUGCCCAAAUUUCUACAGCAAGUUUGAAUAUUUUGUUGCUAUUAGCAUUUGCUUAAUAUAAAUGAUGAUUUUAUGAUAAAAUUGGGCAAUUGAUAUGUUAAAUGUUGUCUGGGUUUAGGCUUAUAGAAUAUGAGUUUUUCUUAUAUUCCAGCCAGUCAUACCUUGAUAUUUUGGGGUGUGACAGAUUUUGAUUUAACUAAUUUCACCUCAUUUUUAUUUACAUUAAGCAAAUGAACUAUCUUUGUUGAUUAUAACGAAUUAAAGUUUACUAAGCUAAUAUCAAUGAUUUAACUAUCUCUUCUUAGUUCCAGUGAGAUAGAUAGAAGUGUUAGAGGGAAUAUUUACUACGCCUUGAUCCAUUGUCUUCUAGCAUAUAGUGUAGAAUUAUUCUAUUCAAAAUGAUAAGUCAUAUAGGUGGAUAUUAUCUCAUGAUAAUUGCUCAAACAAUUCAAUCCUCCACAGUUUAUUAUAUCUAAAAAAUGAGAAAAUUAUCAGGGAAAAAGUGCUGGACUAUGUGUGUCAUUUCUCCUUUUCAGGAGAUGUUUACUUUCACAGAAAGAGUUAAAUCUUAAAACAAAGCAGAAUGGAAUGAUUGAGAAUGAAAGGACCCACGUGCACUCAUUUAGAUGAAGUAGGUUUUUAAGGUUGUCAUCUCCUUCAGAAGUCAUAACAUCAACAGCAAAUUUAUUAAAAAAAAAAAACAGUAACAGCAACAUUUGGUAGUAUCCUUGUAAGAGUUUGAUUUAAAUAAUUUCAAAGAUUGAAAAAUGAUGCUAAUAGCCAAUCCUGCAACAUUGACAUUUAGCUAAGGUACUGAAAACUGAAUUAAUCAAGGUAUUAGUUUAAGAGUUAAUAGUUAAAGCUAUAGUUGAACUGUGAUUAAACCAAUUAAAACACUGGUUUAACAGUUUGAUAGUUUAUUGGUUCAAUUGAGCAGAUUGACCCGAGUUUUCAUGCCAUACAUUGGGCAGAAAAACUUUCACAUAUCUGGCUGCCCCCAUUUGUCUUUACAUGAAACAAAUGGAAUAUAAGUAUCUUUGUUGAUUACAAGUGUUGCUCCAAGUAACUAUCUCACUCUCUGAUGUUCUUUGCCUUCUUUGCUUCUCAGAAAUCCAUGGCUGCAACAACUACUGAUUUCUCAGCACAUUUUUCUAUCAAAUCAUUAUCUGAAUCUGGCAUUGCUUCUUUACCUUCCUCUUAUGUCUGGAAAUAUGUCAAUGAUCGUUCAAUCUUGGACUCAUCGGAUGACCCAUUUCCCAUUAUUGAUUUCUCUCUUCUUACCUCCAACAAUUCUGAACAAAGGUGCAAAGCCAUCCAAGAUCUUGGCCAAGCUUGUGAGCAAUGGGGCUGCUUCUUGUUGAUCAACCAUGGUUUCCCGGAGAGUCUGAUAAACAGAAUGAUGGAUGGAGUAAAAGGGUUUUUCAAUCUAUCAGAUGAGGAAAAGAAAGAGUUUCAGGGAAAGAAUAUUUCUGACCCCAUAAAGUGUGGAUCUUCCAUGAAUGGUGUUACAGAGGUAAGAAGCUGGAGAGAUUUUUUGAAAGUCUUUGUCCAUCCAGAGUUCCACUUUCCUCAUAAACCUGCAGGAUUUAGUUCUUGAUUGUACAGUGACACUGCAUUUGAGUACGUCAAGUUAAUGAGAGAACUCACAAGGGAACUGCUGAAUGGUAUAUCAAAAAGUCUGGGAUUGGAACCAAACUACAUAUGUAAGGCAAUGAAAAUGGAGCCAAGCUUUUAAGUGUUUGUUGCAAAUCGGUACCCUCCAUGGCCAGAGCCAGAACAUGCCUUGGGACUUCUUCCUCAUACUGAUCAUGGCUUGCUCACUAUAAUGGCAGAAAAUAUCAGUGGUGGCCUUUAGACUCUGCAUAAUGGCAAGUGGGUCAAAAUGAAUGUUCCUCCCAAAGCUCUCUUGGUUAACACUGGCGAUGUUCUAGAGAUGGUGACAAAUGGGAGGUACAAGAGCAAUAUGCAUAGAGCAGUGUUGUUUUCCAAUGCAACGAGGAUAUCAAUGGUGACUUUAGAUGCUCCAUCACUGGACCAAGUGAUCAGCCCAGCAUCAGAGCUUGUGGAUGACACUCAUCCACCAGCCUUCAUUUCAUUAACCACCAGCAAAUUCUAUGAACUCCAACAAUCAACCUUGUUUGACAAGGAAACUAUCUUGGACCGUUUUCGCAUUCCAUAUGCUUAAUUGCAUCAUUAAUUCUGCAAAACCAAUAAAAAAACAUCACUUUGGGUCUCUAUAUUUUGUUAUAGGUCUUUGCACUUUUUUUCUUGUAUUCUAGGUCCCUAUACUUUUAUUUUUCGGUGUUCUAAAUCCCUUCAAAGUCCCUACACUUUAUUCAUAUAGAAAUUUAGAACACUAAAAAAUAAAAAUGUAGCAACCUAAAAUACCAGGAAAAAGUGCAAGGAUUUAUAAUAAAACGCAAACAUAGUGCGGGGAUCCAAAAUUAUAUUUUUCCUUAAUCUUUAGUUAGGGUGUCCUUGUAGAGUGUGUGUAUGUGUGUUUUUCUGAAUUUGUGAGGCUUUACUGCAUUGAUUGAAAUACCAUAAGGCAUUACAGGCGAUGCCAGUGGUCAAAAUUAUUAUUAUGGGAUCCCUGUAUGAGUUCAAGCCUUGUGUGGGAUUUGGAAAUUGUAGUUAUGUAUUAUAUUUGAAUCAUUUUAGUUGUUUGAGUUUAUGUUGUUAGUGUUUGAUUGUUAAAUAAUAUAUACUGUGUUGGUUUGUUAUAA